Molecule: messenger RNA, 942 nt
Organism: Penicillium brevicompactum
Lineage: Eukaryota; Fungi; Ascomycota; Eurotiomycetes; Eurotiales; Aspergillaceae
Product: serine/threonine-protein phosphatase
Exons: 7
Coding region: 1-942 (313 amino acids)
Biological process (GO): mitotic cell cycle; peptidyl-serine dephosphorylation
Cellular component (GO): cytosol
Molecular function (GO): protein serine/threonine phosphatase activity
Source: RefSeq, a predicted model, not a curated record
AUGGACAACAACAUGGAAAUCGAUACUGCGCGGUCCCCCGAGCCACACCGUUUGUCGCCCGCGAGCGACCCGGGCUCCAUACCGACUCUGGACGGGUGGAUCGAGAGUUUGAUGACUUGCAAGCAAUUAGCGGAGGAGGACGUGCGACGGCUGUGCGAUCGGGCAAGAGAGGUUCUGCAGGAGGAGUCCAAUGUGCAGCCAGUGAAAUGCCCAGUGACAGUCUGCGGUGAUAUACACGGACAGUUCCACGACCUAAUGGAGCUGUUCCGCAUUGGCGGUCCCAACCCGGACACAAACUAUCUCUUUAUGGGUGACUACGUCGAUCGUGGUUACUAUUCCGUGGAGACCGUGACCCUCCUUGUCUCCUUGAAGAUCCGUUACCCCCAGCGUAUUACCAUCCUUCGUGGAAACCACGAGUCCCGACAGAUCACACAGGUCUACGGCUUCUAUGACGAAUGUCUCCGCAAAUAUGGCAACGCCAACGUGUGGAAAUACUUCACCGACCUCUUUGAUUACCUUCCCCUCACUGCUCUCAUCGAAAACCAGAUCUUCUGUCUUCACGGUGGACUGAGUCCGUCUAUCGACACCCUUGACAACAUCCGAUCGCUCGAUCUGAUCCCGAUGACCGUUGCGGAUGGGGAAUCUCUCCCCCGCGGUGCUGGAUACACAUUCGGCCAGGAUAUCUCGGAAGCCUUCAACCACAACAACGGCUUGACUCUGGUGGCACGUGCCCAUCAAUUGGUGAUGGAAGGAUAUAACUGGUCGCAGGAUCGCAACGUGGUUACCAUCUUCUCAGCCCCUAAUUACUGUUACCGCUGCGGCAACCAAGCCGCAAUUAUGGAGAUCGACGAGCAUUUGAAAUACACAUUCCUACAAUUCGACCCUUGCCCCCGAGCGGGAGAACCUAUGGUAUCGAGGCGCACACCCGACUAUUUCCUGUGA